Pediculus humanus corporis (human body louse) is the source of this 1008-nucleotide messenger RNA. RefSeq lists its product as uncharacterized. The record is from RefSeq and is a predicted model, not a curated record. Lineage: Eukaryota; Metazoa; Arthropoda; Insecta; Psocodea; Pediculidae. Bases 1 to 1008 code for a protein of 335 amino acids. The transcript has 6 exons.
AUGAAUUCUUUAACAACAAUUGUUCUUUUUGGAUUUUGUGCUGUUGGAUUUGUUAAAUCAGCUUCUCUCGGUGAUGCUUUACUCACCGUAUACGCCGAUCCGAAUGCUGUCGUACCGGAAAAUUACGUUGAAUUAGAAAGAGCUAAAAGAGAACCGGAAGCGGAUCCGACUCACCAUAAAGAACAUCAUCAUUACCAUCAUCAUCAUCAUGAAGUUGAAGCCGUUGAACACGUACCUGUAGUCCAUUACGAAACUAAACCAGAAACCUGUCACAAAUGCGGUGGAGGAAAUGUUGGUGGUGGAGUCGGAGCUACUUUUGCACAAGCUUCUGCUGGUACCAUCAGCUCAAAUGCCGGUCACGGUGGUCAUGGUGGUCACGGUGGUUUAGGUGGUCAAUCAGCAAGUCAAGCUGCUGCUUAUAAUUUCGGACCAUUUUCAGCAAGUUUUAAAAUUGGACAACCUGCUUUUGAUGAAAUCGUUGUUGAAAGUACACUAACGGUAAGAGGUAAAGGACCAAGAAGUGGUAAAUCAUUGAUAACAAACAAUACAAAUAAAGAAGAAGUUAAAGUUGAAGAAUCCAAACCAAAAGAAGAAGAAUCAACACCACAAGUUAAAGUAGAAGCUGUAAAAAGAAGUAAAAGAAGUCCUCAGAGAUCAUGGGGUGGUAAUUAUGAUUUAUUAAGACAAUUUAUGUCUCGGGGAUUUUCUGGUCGUAUACCAACAGUAAGUACAUCAUCAUCACAAGCUUCUAGCAAUGCUUUUAACGUUAAAACUUUUAGUGGUAAUUUUGGUGGAGCUUCAUCGCAGUCGCAUGUUCUCGGUCCAAAAGGAUACCAGGGAUCUGUUGGACAAAGUGCAAGUCAAACCUAUUACCUUCCAGACGGUAGUAAAAUCUCUGUAAGUUUUGGUUCUUCACAAAGUCUCAACAACGGUGAACCUUCUUAUGGAAAAAGUCAUUCUUUAUCAAUAACGUACCCGAACGGAUCCGAACGGGUCAUAUAUGCUUAA